CGUUCCGUGUAUUGCGAGUCGCGAGCGAGCCUCUCUCUUCUCACCCCUCUCCCUCUCUGCUCAUUUUCGCUUUGGAGAAGAAGUCUAGCCAGGAGAGACUAGAGAGAGAGAGAGAGAGAGAGAAAAACCACUCUCUCUCGCGUCUUCCAAAACCCUUCGUCGUUUUCCUACUAAUAAUGUGUGCUAAUCUCUUGCUUUGAGUGUUGUCUGUGUUGAUCUCCUCCCUGAUCUGCUGCUUCUAAUUCGCUGCGCUGAAUUCCCGCCUUCUGCAUUGUGAUCAAACACUAUCCUAGAAUUCUGUGUUUCCGGAAGCGGGAAUUGAACUCUGGACUGGAUAUGAAUUCCUACCAGGAUCUAACCAGUGUCGGUGCAGAAGGUGACGAGGCUAACCGUGUUGUCGGUGCUGAAACUAACGCCAUUGACAUGGAUGAUUCAGAAAAUUCCUAUGUGUUUGUCAAUGGGAGUGACGGUACGAGUGAUGAUCCUGGUGCUAAUGAACUCGACACUGAUGCGCCUGCUGCCUCGGCUGAAACCAAGGUUGUAGAGGAUUCUAAUGUAAGUGGGGAUUUAAGCAAGUCCUUUGAAGAGGAGAGGCACGGUUCUCUUCAAGGGAUUGGGGUCUUCCUCUCGACCAAUGAGGGUGAGGUUUCUGAGGAUUGUUUGGCUGGGAAAGAAAACUUGGAUGGAACCCAAGUUGCUUCUAAUGAUUCAGUACAGAAUCAAAUCGAAGCUGUUGAGUCACAAAAAUAUGAGUCUACUGUUGAGUCCAAACCACAGACCUCUCAGGGUCAGAUUGAUGUGAAGUCCUCAUCUGUGACCUCUCAGGAUCAGGUUGAUUUGAGGUCCUCAUCUGUGACCGACUCUGGAGAUUCCAACCAAGUAACUCAGGAAAUUAUUCUAGAUUCAGUUGUUGACCUAGUUAAUUUAGAUUCGGCCACUGAGCAAAAUAAUAUAGAUUUGACCGUAGAUCAACAUAAUUCAGAUUCAGAUUUGACCGUAGAUCAACUUAGUUCAGAUUCAACCGUUGGUGUAGAAAAUGCAGAUUCAGUCACUGAACAAAAUAAAUUAGGUUCGACAAACAAUAUAGAUUUGACAAUUAUCACUGUGGAGGGCGAGAACAAUCAGCACGUGGUUGUGGAUGCUGCAGAAUGUGACCCUGAUAAAACUGAGGUAAAGAAAGGCAAUUAUGUGGGCCAAACUUUAAAUCCAUGUGAUGUGUUAGAAGAGGGAGAGAAAUGUACAAUGGCUCCUAUGGAUGAUUUUGAAUGCAAAUCCCAACAUGCCAAGCCAGAGGUUGGGGAGGUAAAUGAUCAGCAGCAAUUUGAGGUAAUGGCAACUGAAAUAGUGGAGGAUGGUGAAUCAUACACCCAUGUUAAUAUUCCUGUGGAGUCAAAUUCUUGUGAACUUGAUCAUGAAAGGGAGAACCUUGAGAAGGAAUCAAGUAAAGGUUUCAGUUCUGAUGCAAAUCCAGAACUUGAAAGGGUUAGAGUUGACCAGGGGCACGAGAUGGAAAAUGUAGUGAAUGAGAAGCUCACCUCAUUAGAAGCAGGGGGAGCCAUUUCACCUGUUUUAUGUGAUAAGCAAGUUAGUGUACUUGUAUCUCAUGCUACAGACCAUGUUUCUCAAUCAGAAGAAGGUGGUGGAAAAAUUGAUGUUUCUGAAAGUUCCCAUGAAUUCAACAGAUCUUCUGAGGAAGCCAAGAUCAUGGGUGCUCCUGCUGCUUGCAUGACUAGUGAAGGUGACACCAGAGAAAAACCAAUUGAUACUACAGGCCAUGUUUCUCAAUUAGAUGAAGGUACUGGACAUAUUGAUGUUGGUGAAAGCUCCCAUGAGUUGAGCAGAUCUUCUGACGAAGCCAAGAUCAUGGGUGCUCCUGCUGUUUGCAUGAUGACUGAAGGUGACACCAGAGAAAAACCAAUUGAUACUACAGACCAUUCUUCUCAAUCAGAAGAAGGUAGUGGACAAAUUGAUGUGGGUGCUCCUGCUGCUUGCAUGAUGAGUGAAGGUGACACCAGAGAAAAUCCAAUUGAUUCUAUAAACCAUGUUUCUCAAUCAGACGAAGGUAGUGGACAAAUUGACGUGGAUGCUCCUGCUGUUUGCAUGAUGAGUGAAGGUGAUACCAGAGAAAAACCAAUUGAUACUACAGAUCAUGUUUCUCAAUCAGAAGAAGGUAGUGGACAAAUUGGCGUUGGUGAAAGCUCUCAUGACUUGAGCAGAUCUUCUGAUGAAGCCAAGAUCAUAAGUUCUCCUGCUGCUUGCAUGAUGAGUGAAGGUGACACCAGAGAAAAACCAAUUGAUAAUACAGACCAUGUUUCUGAAUCAGAAGAAUGCAGGGGACAAAUUGAUGUUGGUGAAAGCUCCCAUGAAUUGAGCAGAUCUUCUGAGGAAGCCAAGAUCAUGGGCACUCCUGCUGCUUGUGUGAUGAAUGAAGGUGACACCAGAGAAAAACCAAUUGAUACUACAGACCAUGUUUCUCAAUCAGAAGAAGGUAGUGGGCAAAUUGGUGUUGGUGAAUGCUCCCAUGAAUUGAGCAGAUCUUCUGAGGAAGCCAAGAUCAUAAGUUCUCCUGCUGCUUGCAUGAUGACUGAAGGUGGCACCAAAGAAAAACCAAUUGAUACUACAGACCAUGUUUCUGAAUCAGAAGGUAGUGGACAAAUUGAUGUUGGUGAAAGCUCCCAUGAAUUGAACAGAUCUUCUGAGGAAGCCAAGAUCAUGGGCGCUCCUGCUGCUUGCGUGAUGAGUGAAGGUGACACCAGAGAAAAACCAAUUGAUACUACAGAUCAUGUUUCUCAAUCAGAAGAAGUUAGUGGACAAAUUGAUGUUGGUGAAAGUUCCCAUGAAUUGAGCGGAUCAUCUGAGGAAGCCAAGAUCAUGGGCACUCCUGCUGCUUGCGUGAUUAGUGAAGGUGACACCAGAGAAAAACCAAUUGAUACUACAGACCAUGUUUCUCAAUCAGAAGAAGUUAGUGGACAAAUUGAUGUUGGUGAAAGUUCCCAUGAAUUAAGCGGAUCAUCUGAGGAAGCCAAGAUCAUGGAUGAUCCUGCUGCUUGCAUGAUGAGUGAAGGUGACACCAGAGAAAAGCUAAUUGAUGAAACAAUUGGAAAUGUCAGUGCAGAUUGUGAAAACAGGUAUGGGGCUUCUCUGCCUACAGAAAGCAUUUCUGUUCAAGAUGCUGAGGUCCUGGAACCUAGGAGUUGUGAUGAACACGUUGUAUCUUCUGUUGCUGAUGGCGGUUGUGCAAUUGUUAUGAACUCUUUGGAGAAUGACACAAGCCUGGGAACUGAAUUUGGUAUUCAAAACUCUGCAUCAGAAGAAGUGUCUGCAUUGGCUGGCGGAAGUUCUCUUCAUGAUUCAAAAUCAGAAAAUCUUGAUGCAGAAGCCGCUGUAGUGGAGAGCAAGUUUCUUGGUCAUGACAGCAUAUCAAGUUGUUCUCCCACAGAUUCAAGCUCUAAAACCGCAUCUAGCUUGUUGACUGACAAAUCUGAACAGAAAGUGCAAGGUGGAACUGAAAUUUCAAAUGAGGGUGGCCAAUCUAGCUCAACUGUUGUACAAUUAUCUGAAGUUGGGAACUCAUCUACUUCAAUCAAUAGGGACAUGCAUGGUGAUGAUACUCUUGUAUCUGGACUGGAAUCUCUGAGAAGCUCUUUUGAUAACAAUGGCAGUCCACCAAACCACACUAAAAACUUGGAAGUUCAAUGUAAUGGUUCUGAAAGAAGUGGUGAAGACAAUUUGGUGUGCCAAGAAUUUGUGGUUGCUGACAAAUCUUUGUGCAAUGAAACAUUGGAUAUUUUGCUGGACGGUUCUUCAGCUAAUGUUGCUGGACAGGAUGUUAGUACUGUGACUUUUGAAGGCUUGAAAAAGCCAUUCCAAUUCCUUAUCAAGAUGCCAAGGUUUGAUGAUGAAAAGCUUAGAGAGCAGAUCAGACUUGCACAGCUACAUGUUGAUGAGAAGACCCAAAGUAGGGAUGCUAUUUGGCAGGAAAUAAAAAAGAAGAGAGCCAAUUGCCAACAUCAUGGUGUUGAAUUUGAAGCUGCCAAAUCAGAAGAGAGAGCUGCACGUAAGCUGGUUAGGUCAAAGCGUGCUGAAAUUGAGCAUCUUCAAACUGCAAUUAAUAGAGUGAAGAAUGCAAUUUCUGUCGAGGAGAUAGAUGCAAGGAUAUGUAGCAUGGAACACAUGAUAGAGCAUGAAACUCUUCCUUUAAAGGAGGAAAAGAACUUAAUUCGUGAAAUUAAGCAGCUGAAGCAGCUGCGAGAUCAAUUAUCGUCUAACAUAGGUAGCUGUGAUGAAGUCCAGCAGGCUCUGGAUAAUAGAGACCAAAUUGAAGAGAGCUUAAAGAUUUUGAAAAAAGAGCUCGAUAGCCUUAAAAACAAGGUAUCAAAAGCUGAAGCAGUUGCUGUAGAAGUAAGCUUGAGAUAUGAAGAAGAAAGCAAAAUGCACAAGGAAUUGCGAGCUCAGUAUAAGGCUGCUAAUGAAAUUCGCCAAGCAGCAUACGAAAACUUUCAGAAUUUGAAAAAGAUACUAUAUGAGAAGAACAACCAUUUCCGGAUGUACAAGGAUAAUGCAUCAACAGCUAGUCGUCAUGCUGCACGCAAAGACACUGAAGCUCUUCAUCAUCUUUGUGCCAACCAGGUUGAGAAAUAUAUGGAACUCUGGAAUAGGGAUGAUGAGUUCCGCAAGGAAUAUGUGAGGUGCAACAUGAGGAGUACAGUUAGGAGAUUGGGAACAUUGGACGGUCGUUCUCUUGGCCCUAAUGAGGAUCCACCUGUUCUCCCGGUUUAUGUAGCUGAAAGAACUGAUAAAGUGAUUUCCCGUACAUCAAAAGUUGAUUUUGUCUCCCCAACCUUGCCACUGCAGCAAGAAAAACAAGUAAUGCUUAUCAAGGAUGAAGACAUAGCCAGAAACCCUAUGGUGAAAGUGACAGGACAAAAAACUGAACGAGAGAGGAAAAGUGGGGCAGUGAAGUCUAAUUUGGAGAGUGCAGACGACACUGUAUCUAGUUCGGAUGUAAGCAAUGAUGUGAAAAGGGAAGACAUUCAAAUUCAAACAAAGGAGGAAUUGGAGUUGGCUAGGAAGGAAGAGGAACUUAAAAGGCUGGAGACUGCUGCUAGACUGAAAGAGCAACGCCGGUUAGAGGAGAUUGCCAAGGCUAAGGAGGCACUGGAAAGGAAAAAGAGAAAUGCAGAGAAGGCCCAAGUGAGGGCAGAAUUACGAGCUCAGAAGGAAGCAGAACAGAAAGAGAAGGAGAGAGAGAAAAGAUUGAGAAAGAAGGAAAGAAAGAAGGGUGGUGGCAGCGAAGCUGCUAAUGAGAGUGAAAAUGUUUCAAUCUGUGAGAGCAUAAAAGACAUUGUGAAUGAGGCUGAAACAAAGGAGACUGAGGAGGGUGGUAAGAAAACUCAAAAGGCCCCUCAGUAUGCAAAGCAAAACAAGACAAAAUCUAUUCCUCCACCACUUCGAAACAAAAACAAGAAGAAAAUGCAGCAGUGGAUGCGGAUAAUUUUCACAUCAAUUAUCGUCAUUGCUUUGUUCUUGCUGGGAAACAUUGGCUUCUUCGCCAAUCUUAAGAGCCGCCAAAAUAUCUUAUAAUCUUGCUUUUCUAUCCAGGGAGUUCAAACAUAGGGAGGGAGGGGACUUUUCGUGUUGGAUAUUCUUACUUGCAUCUGGAAUUUUAGUUUUAUUUUAUGUUUUGUUAGAAAAGAAAAUUAUUUGAACGACUUAUAGAGUGGGGUUGUGUAUUUUGCAGAAUGAACAAGAGAGCAAUAACAUUACAUUACAAUAUUACAUUACAAUAUUACAUCAUGAUUGUGUAA
This is a messenger RNA of Ipomoea triloba (trilobed morning glory), 5807 nucleotides long. RefSeq lists its product as uncharacterized. NCBI's taxonomy places the organism in Eukaryota, Viridiplantae, Streptophyta, Magnoliopsida, Solanales, Convolvulaceae. The transcript is spliced from 9 exons. The coding region runs from base 337 to 5583 and encodes 1748 amino acids. The record is from RefSeq and is a predicted model, not a curated record.